GACUGUGAGAGCUGUGGGAAAAGAAGGAGGAUGUUCGGGUUAUUAGGAGACUUUUAUGAAUCUGACAGUCUUAAGGUUUAUAAAAACACAUCAAUGGAGACAAGGAGAGGAUUACUAAAGGUUCACAAGAUGCAGACACACACACCUGAGCGCUGUGCGUAAAGACCUGGAGGAGAUGAUACCAGAGCCCUCUGCUGCAGCUGCAUCUGCAUCCAGGUCCUCAGAGCAGAAUAAUGAUGGGGCAAACUCGUCUGGAGCUGUCAAUCAUUCAGAGGAUGACUCUGGGAAUGAAAACAGACAGAAGAGUGUGAGGCGAAGGAAAAGAACUCACAAACCCUCUGAGAAUGUCAAAAGCAAAAGUGCCAAAGCCAGCCGCAGCAGUGUCAGCAGAGCGCGAGGCCGCAAACAGAAACAUGUGGAGGCUGUCACGCUGUUCGAGGUCAUCACUAUGGGCAGGAGUGCCAUGCAGGCGGUGAUUGAUGACUGGAUUGAGGCUUAUGUGACGGACAGAGACUCCUCUCUACUCGAUCUCAUCAGCUUCUUCAUCCAGUGCUGUGGAUGCAAAGGUGUGGUCACAGCAGAGAUGUGUCAGAACAAAGAGGACAGUGAUGUCAUGAGUAAGAUGGUGGAGGAGCUCGAUGAGGUGGCAGGUCUGCAGUAUAAGAAGUUUCUGGCCUUUCCAUGGAUCCUCACAGUCACAUGGCCCAUGGAUACGGACAGUAUGGAGUAUCCUCUGACACAGUCUGGACCGUACAGACGCUGGUUUCACUCUGAGUUCUGUGACUUCGUGUCAGUGCUCGUGACUCAGUGUCAGCACAGCGUCAUAUUCGACUGUUACCUGAUGAACACCGUCAUCUCACUGCUCACUGAGCUGUCCAACUCUUAUGUACGGGCUUUCAGACACACCUGCACACUAGCAGCGGUGAAGCUGCUGAGCUCUCUGGUGGGUGUCGCUCUGAGUCUGAGCGUAGGCAUCGAGAACAGUCAGAAACUGUCUGAGGUGCAGAAGACGAAGACGAUGAGACAGAAAAGCACUCUGCAACUGGAGAGGAUACAGAAGAAGAUCACAGAGCUGCGGGAGAAGAGGACGGAGAUAGAGAGCAUGAUGGACAUCAUCUUCAAAGGAAUUUUUCUGAAGAGAUAUCGUGAUGUGCUACCAGAGAUCCGCUCGAUCUGCAUGGAGGAGUUGGGUUUGUGGAUGAAGCUCUACAGCUCUUCUUUUCUGAAUGAUAGCUACCUCAAAUACAUGGGCUGGAUGAUGCACGACAAGGUACCAGAUGUUCGUCUCAAGUGUGUGCUAAGUCUUCAGGGUUUGUACGGAGAUCCGGUGCUGCUCCCGAAACUUGACCUCUUCACCAGCCGCUUCAAGGACCGGAUGAUCUCCAUGACACUGGAUAAAGACAACGAGGUGGCGGUGCAGACUAUGAAACUACUGGUGCUCAUCUCUAAAAACUCGGAUGAUGUUCUCAGCCUGGAGGACUACAAACAGCUGCUCCAGUUUGUUUACUCCUCACAGCGCCCUCUAGCGGCCACUGCAGGGGAGCUGCUAUACUCACGGCUGCUCAACACUGCAUCCCCUGCAUCUGAAACUCAGGAUGAUCCAAACGAGGAGGAGGAGGAACAUAAACAACAAACAUUUACCAGAUUGAAGGCCCUGCUGCGGUUCUUCCAGGAGUCUCAGCUGCACAAGCAUGUGGUGUACCUGGUGGACAGUCUGUGGGACUGUGGUGGAGCUCUGCUGAAGGACUGGCCCGCACUCACGUCUGUGCUGCUGCAGGAUCCGCCCUCAGAGAGUCAGGUGUGUGUUUGUCUAUGUGUGUGUGUGUGUGUGUCUGUAGGUCUAACUCAAGAUGAAAACGCUGUACUUGUGGAGAUCUUGGUCGCGUCUGUGCGUCAGACCUCAGAGGGACCAGUGCUGGCAGGGAGGAGCGGAGCCAAGAAGGUGAUGAGUGCCCGGGAGAAGAAAAUCCAGGUUGAUGAGUGUACUAAACUCACUGAACAUCUCAUCGUGGUGCUUCCUAAGUUACUCUCCAAGUUCUCAGAUAGUCCCGACAUUGUUGCCUCUCUGAUAAAGAUCCCUCAGUUCUUCAUCCCAGAGUGUGCUGAAGCUGGAAACACACAGGUGGUGUCAGACCUGCUGGCAGAGAUCGGAGCUGUUCUGGACCUCCACUCGAGCCCUGCUGUCCUGGAGGCUGCCGCUCGAACAUACCUCAGUCUGUGUGGGGAGGAGAUGACCUGCUGCUCCGAGGCUCAGACUGCCAGAGACUCUCUAAUCCAGAGCUGGGUGGACAAACUGACAAGCCUGCUGCAGAGCACACUCAAGGAGGACAGAUUAUCUGCUGAUGAAGGAGAAACUAGAGAGAUAACAGUCACACUGAAGAAACUCAGAGCUUUCUAUAACUGUCAUGACCUCUCGGGAUGGACUCUGUUUGAGCUGCUGUCUCCCCUCCUCUCAGUGGAGGGCGGGCAGGGAGGACCAACACCUGAGGUGCUGCUGGAGGUGCUGCAGUGUCUGAGUUUCUCCAUGGUCUGGUCUCUCAACACCAGUGACACUCUAACAUCCAAAGAGAAAGCUGUGGCCCAGAGACUCCAGCUGCGUCUCUUCUGUGAGCGGGGUCAUCACUGUCUGUCUCACUCUGACCUCUGUGUGCGUCAGCAGGCUUUCCUGGGCGUCUGUGACGUUCUGACGGCUCACUCAUACCAGCUCCACGUGUGGGAUCCCACCUCCUUCGGCCCUCUGCUCUACACUCCCAGUCCCAAACUGCAGAGGGCGCUGUUGACCUUCGUAUGCCAGCAUGUCUUUGUUGGAGCGGAGAGUGACAGCCACUCUGGUGUCAGUGAGAACUCCGAGGAGGAGAGGCUGGAGGACCUGCACAGGCAAAGAAAUCUACUCGCGGCCUACUGCAAACUGAUCAUUCAUGGAGUAUUGGAGAUGAGUAUGGCGGCAGAGGUGUUCAUGUACUACAUGAAGUACUACAACGACUUUGGAGACAUCAUCAAGGAGACCAUGUACCGGACCAGGCAGGUGGAUAAGAUAGAAAGUUCUCGUACUCUGGUGCUCUGUUUGCAGCAGCUUUUUGUUCGCCUGAAACGAGAGCAGGAGAGCGGCAGCGGCAGAGCGCACCCAGGAGUCCAGACCUUCACCAGCAUCAAAGAGCUCGCCAGGCGCUUCGCACUCACAUUCGGGGACCUUGUCAAGUUCCGUGAAUGUGUAGUCAUGAUCCACAGGAACGGGAUAGAGUUUGUGUUCCAAGAGUUUAGUCAGGGCCCAGAAACACCCACACCGCUUUACCUCUCCUACCUGACCAUCCUCAGUGAGUUCUCCAGCAAGCUGCUCAAACCAGACAAGAAAACAGUGUUCUCCUACCUACAGAAGCACACCACAGAGCAUGUUAUUGACCUCAGGGAGGAGUGCUGGCAGCCUCUUAUCUACUAUCGAGCUUCACUAUUGGCUGCAGCUGAAGGGGAGGAUGCCGCGUCUUAUGUUAGCUCUGACAGGCGACCAAACCGCUCUCCUCUUUCCAAACAAAAGCUAGAAGGCAACAAAUCUCCCUGCUUGUUGACCCCCGCUGACUCCAAAGUUAGUAAAGGUCACAGGUCAAGCUUCAGUCCAAGCCGGCAGGAAAAGACGACAGAUAUGGAUCCUUUUUCCGUUCCCGUGGAUCCGCCUGCAAGAAUGCUAAACUUGGGGGGCUCGGUCGUCAGCGCCAGCAACGACGCAGAGGACGACACGGUGGAAGUUGAACUGUAACAGUUUAGAAGAUGAAGAGAGUGGACUCUUCAGUUUGGACCUCACAGACUCUGAUAGAGACACUUCAGGGUCCAUUUAUUCUGACAAAACAGGUUUGUUGAAAAUGCAGUAUGUCAUGUUUUUUAUGAGGACCUUUAGAAGAUAACAUUUGUGUGUCUGAUCUCACCAAUUGUUCAUCCAACUGACUUCCUACUGGAUCAUGUUCUUGCAAUGGCACCAAGAGAGAACAGUUUCCAAUUUGUAAUAAUGAGCUUUAUGUAACGAAAUGUAGCUUUGAUACCUGAGGUUAAAGAAACAAUGGUGUUCUUCUAGAUUCUGUGGAUGCAGAGGAAUCUAUCCUUAUAAGCCUUGCCCAGUGUCUUGAUUUGUAUCUGACACGUUGAACUUUGAGCAAAUCUGAAUGUUUUCUACUGCGCCGUUCUUUUCAGCAAUCAUCACAAAAUUCAGAGCAGAAAACCCCCUGGAAAAAAUGCACUUUUUUAGAUUCUUGGUUUCCAAACAGUAUUGCAUUCAGGAGAAAUUAUACAACAUAUGUCAUAUCUCCUGAAUGCUUUGUACCAUUGCUACCAGAUUUGGGGGACAUCUGGAGAUAUGUUACUUGAAUUACCAGAACAAAUUUGGUUCCACUUUGGCCCCAUGGUACUGCUAUAACUUCCAAUUCAAGUCCCAGAAACAAAUGAUAAUUUUCACAAUUUUUAGAUUGAUCUGAAUCUACUUUUUGUUUGCUACUUUGUGUGAUAUCUUUAAGUGGUUAUCACCAAACUUGGCUGACAAAAUCACUGCACCAAGCAGGAAAUAGCAACCACAUUCAGAUUUUUGACCUCCCAUACAGUCUGCUAAAGCUAGUAAUAUAUGGUCUGAUACUGGAGGCAUCGGUUCUGUGUCAGGAAAUGUUUUAUCUCCUGAUCACUUUGUGGUACAGGAAACACAUUUGGUGUAAGUGUGUAGAUAUUAUCUCUAGAGAUAGACCGAUAUGGGUUUUUCAGGGCUGAUACCGAUACCGAUUAUUAGUAGUCAAGGAGGCUGAUAACCGAUAGUUGGAGCUGAUAUUCAUUCGCAGUAAAAGGGGAAAUAUUGGCAUCAAAACUCCAACACUUAACUUCAUUUAAUGCCUUUAAGCAUAUGUUUAUUAAACAGCUUUUCAGAUUUGCAGCAUGUUAGAGGGUUGAUUUUUAUCUUAGACAAUAGACAUCUUAACAAAAAGUGCAGGGAGCUCCCAGGCUCAGCAAAUGGAACACAAACUAGGCAAUGGUUUCUGCAGACAAUGUCAUUUCUGCCACGUGAUUUAGUGAAUUUUGAGCCAAAAUAACCCAGUUUUAAAUUGAUCUCUUAUCGGCCGUGGGAUUUUUAUAAAAGGCCAAUGCCGAUAUGUGUCAAAAUGCCGAUUAUCGGCACCGAUAAAUGGCCCGGCCGAUAAUUGGUCUAUCCCUAAAUUUGUCCCAGCUAUUGUGAUAAAUUUGGCCAGAUUAAGGCAGACAGUGGUGCCAGCCUGUAACGUUAAACAGGAAGUCUCACACAAUAUUGGAUUUUCACUAUUUUUAAUUUGUCUGAUAUAUUUCCUCGACUCUGAGACAGAAAAUAUCUCCACAAAUCCAGGAAUAUUUCAAGUUGUUCAGAUACUUUGGGCUGCACUUAUAUUACAAAAUCACGUUGUAUCUCCUGGACACUUUGUGCUACUGUGACUUCCUUUAGUGGACAAGAAGUCUGAGUGACCGUCUUACAUUUGGUGCCAUUUGACAGAUAGGUGGCGCUGCAGCAGUAUCAUGUCACUAUAAAAGGAUGGAAUCUUUCUUUAUAUUUAUAAAUGACUCAUUCAAAUAUUUCAAAUUCAAUUCAUCAGGGCGUGUCUUAUCUUCAGCAGGUGUGUUACUGACUACCUAGUGAAGACAAAUGUUAGAUUGUAACUUCAUGAAAUGAGUUGUUCUUAAGGAACUCGCACUUUACUCGCACUUUGUUUCUCCCCCAUGAAAGUUGAAUUAUCCUGUUACAACAAGUAGCUAUAUUAUUUGUUUAUCCAAAGCCUGAUUCACUGUAUACUUUAGUCUCUGUGCCAUAAGCCUUCAUUGUUGCCCAUGAAAUAUCAAAAACACAUAGUUUAGGAAAGAGUUGAGAAAAAGCACGGGCAAGAUGUUUACUUUGAGUAAAUCUAAAUUCUAUGGAUCUGCUCGCUAACAGUCGUUUAGCAUGCAGCAAAAAAAAAAAAAAAAA
Molecule: messenger RNA, 5959 nt
Organism: Notolabrus celidotus (New Zealand spotty)
Lineage: Eukaryota; Metazoa; Chordata; Actinopteri; Labriformes; Labridae
Product: cohesin subunit SA-2
Exons: 32
Coding region: 176-3751 (1191 amino acids)
Biological process (GO): sister chromatid cohesion
Cellular component (GO): nucleus; cohesin complex; chromatin
Molecular function (GO): chromatin binding
Source: RefSeq, a predicted model, not a curated record